CUUAGACCUCGCAUACUUCCCUCCUCCAGCUCCUCAUCCUCCUCGUCUUCCUCGUCGUCGACCUUCCUUCGACUCAGGUGCGAUAAUCUCGCUAACUAUUCUCGAAAUUGGAAGCCUCCGUUUACAUUUGAGAACGAACAGUAGAGCAUACAGGACCAAUGCCUGCGCCUGAAAGCUGGGCGGCCAUCGACUCGCCGCGCGUCGGGACUUUGAGCGAAGUUUCUGAAGAUAGUAUUAGUGUCGUGUCAGUGCCAGGACGAGGAAGCCCGGGGCCGAGGUCGCCAUAUUAUCAUGCCGCGUUAUCAGGUUCAACAUCCACUUUCAAAGCACCGGCGGCGGCUACACUCAGCACGACCAGCCUCGGUACGGCCAUGACGAGCACCUCGUCGCGCACUCCAGCUGGACCAAGGAGUCCCUCCGUUACGGUACGCCCAGCAACAUCACGAUCUGCUAGCGACACGAGUUCGAAUGCAGCGAACGGCCGAAGUACCCCUGCGGUGCGUGGCCCUGGGACGCCGAGGCCAGAGUCUCCCGUGCCCUCGAAGGGCAAGGAGAGGGAUGGAGAGAAGGAGAGAGAGGGUCAGAGGGAAAAGCCGAGAGACAGAGAGAGGGACAGAGAGAAAGGGAGGGACCGAACAGGGAGAAAUACGAAGAGCGUUGCGAACGCGGGUCCCCCAGUACCCCGGAUCCGGAAUACGCCUCACCUCCCACACGCAAAAGAUGUCGAGUUUGCGCCGGCGACGCUCAUGUACUGGAGUCGCGCGCCAGUAUAUGGCUUUCUUCCGCAACAUGGUGUACGCGCGCACAGCGUGACACUCGUCGACAACGUCGCAUGGCUGUUCGGCGGGUGCGACGAGAAGGGCUGUUGGCGGGACAUCUAUCUGUUCAACACCGAGACGAUGCAGUGGUCCCAUCCACAGAUGGUCGGCGACAUCCCGCCUCCAUGCCGCGCGCACACCGCAACACUGGUGGACCGGCGAAUCGUGGUGUUCGGCGGAGGCGAAGGCCCCGCAUACUACAAUGAUGUAUACGUGCUCGACACAGUCAGUCGGCGGUGGACGCACAAGGUCUUCCCAGAUGACACACCGCUGCCGCCGCCUCGGCGUGCGCACACGGCGGUGCUUCACAAGGGGAAGGUGUGGGUGUUCGGCGGGGGAAAUGGGAUGGAGGCUCUGAACGAUCUGUGGACACUCGACUGCAGCGGAUCCACGGAACGGAUGCGGUGGGAGCAUGUCGAGACGCGGGGACGGAAGCCGAUGCCUCGUGGGUACCACACUUCGAACCUUGUCGGGAACGUGAUGGUCGUCAUCGGUGGGAGUGACGGGCGCGAGUGUUUCUCGGACAUCUGGUGCCUCAACCUCGAUACACUCUGGUGGAGUCAGCCGAAGCUCGAGACCUCGUACCGCCGCUUGUCGCACACGUCGACGCAGGUCGGCUCGUAUCUGUUCAUCAUGGGUGGUCACGACGGUAGCCAGUACACGUCCGAACUGCUCCUAUUCAACCUCGUUGCAUUGAGCUUCGAGCCGCGUACGACGGCGGGAAAGCCGCCCUCGCCGCGCGGGUACCACGUCUCCUUCCUCGCGGACAGCCGGCUGUUCAUCUUCGGGGGCUUCAACGGGAACGAGGUAUUCGACGACGUGCACCUGCUCGACCUCGCCGGCGCCGCAUACCUGCCACAGGUGACGAGCUUCCGCAUAGACGUCUGAUAUUAUACAGGGAGGCUGCUGCUUACGCUAUUACACGCGGCGCCUUACACUGGGGCUCGGGCGUUAAUUAUGCUGUUCGUUCGGUCGUUGUAUAUAUACCACAGUAAGGGCAGUCAUAAUCUCUGUUGUAACUGACUUGUUGGUCCGUUCAAAUCUUGUGCAUGCAG
This is a messenger RNA of Fomitopsis serialis, 1873 nucleotides long. RefSeq lists its product as uncharacterized. Bases 159 to 1706 code for a protein of 515 amino acids. Gene Ontology annotation, molecular function: protein binding. The record is from RefSeq and is a predicted model, not a curated record. Lineage: Eukaryota; Fungi; Basidiomycota; Agaricomycetes; Polyporales; Fomitopsidaceae. The transcript is spliced from 4 exons.